CAUUAUGUGGCUUCUUUUCUUUCAUCUUCGUACUCUCCCUACCAUUUCCCUAGAAACAUCGAAACCUCAAUUUUGUUUUCAGUAUAUGAACAAAAUCUAAGAAACAAUUGUUUUUUCGGAAAUGAUCACCAGUUCAAGAAAUCAAUUCCAGUUUUUCUGCCAUGGUUUCUCUACAACUCUCAUCUUGUUGUAGUAGUGCUUCUAAUGGAUCUUCAUUCUUUCUUUACAAUAUCUCUCGUAAUUCUUCUAUCGUUAAUGGGUUUUCUCCAAAUCUUAAAAAAUCAAAAUUGGGGUUUGAUGGAGCAGAGAAAAAGCUCUGUUUCAUCAGUAAGAAAAACAAGACUAGUGUUUUUGCAAUGGCAUCAAAUGUACCUUCUCCUUCUAAAAUGAAUCUUAAUGAGUAUAUGGUUACACUGGAUAAACCACUUGGUAUUCGUUUUGCUAUUUCUGUUGAUGGAAAGAUCUUCGUACAUGCCCUUAAGAAAGGGGGAAAUGCGGAGAAAACUAGAAUAGUCUUGGUUGGGGAUACAUUGAAGAAGGCAAGUAAUGGGUCUGCUGAUGGAUUUGUUGAGAUCAAGAACUACUCGGACAUACAGAAAUUUCUUAAGGAAGAGAAAGGAUCUUGCAGUUUAGUUCUGGAAAGACCCUUUGCUCCUUUUCCUGUUCAACAAUUGCUUAAUGCGAGUGUGGACGAUAUGUUAUUCAAUAAAGGUCGGGUUUCACUUGUUUCUUGGAAUCAAACGGUAUUGGCGUCAUACUUAGAGCCAUCGUCUGAGAACAAAGGGAAUUCAGGGUUUGCAGUAUUCUCUCCAAAGCUGCUGGCAGCACCAGGGUGGAAGUAUCUUAAUAAUCAGGAUGGUCAAGUUUCUUCGCGAAGACAGAGUAACUUUUUUGCUCCUCCAAUAAGCCAACUUGUUUGUGUAGUCUCCGAGGAAGAAGUCGAAGAAGCAGAAUGGGCUCAUGGGAGUUUUCCUUUGGAGGAAUAUAUUAAAGCGCUCGAUCGCUCUAAAGGCGAGUUAUACUACAAUCACUCACUUGGUAUGCGUUACAGUAAGAUUACGGAACAGUUAUAUGUCGGAUCAUGUAUACAAACAGAAGCUGAUGUAGAAACAUUGGCUAAUGAUUUGGGAGUUACUGCUGUGUUAAAUUUCCAGAGUCCAAAUGAAUGUGCCAAUUGGGGAAUUAAUUCUGAAUCAAUCAAUGACGCUUGCCGUCGUUCUAAUAUCCUCAUGAUCAACUAUCCUGUAAGGGAUGUAGACUCAUUUGAUUUGAGGAAAAAGCUUCCAUUUUGUGCAGGACUGUUACUGAGGUUGUUGAAAAAGAACCUUCGAGUUUUUGUAACAUGUACUACUGGGUUUGAUAGAUCCCCAGCUUGUAUUGUCGCAUAUUUGCACUGGAUGCAGGAUACUGACCUUCAAGACGCAUACAAUUUUGUCGCUGGCUUACACCCAUGCAGGCCCAACAGACCAGCAAUUGUCUGGGCAACAUGGGAUCUUAUUGCUAUGGUAGAAAAAGAUAGACAUGAUGGGCCUCCGACUCAUGCCGUGACUUUUGUCUGGAGUGGGAGAGAGGGGGAGGAUGUAUCCUUGGUUGGAGAUUUCACUGGUAAUUGGAAAGAAUCCUUUAAAGCUGUUCACAUGGGAGGUCCAAAAUAUGAGGCUGAAAUCAAACUUAACCAGGGAAAGUAUUGCUACAAGUUCAUAGUCAAUGGGAACUGGAGGCACUCAACAGGGUCACCAACAGUGUGCGAUGAACAUGGGAAUCUGAACAAUGUUAUUGUGGUAGGAGAUACUGCUAGCAUACGGCCUGCUACUGUGCAGCAACAAACUAAGGAUUCCUCGGUUGUGAAGGUGAUUGAACGGCCGCUGACAGAAUACGAGCGUGUAAUGUUGGCAAAAGCUGCUCGAUGUCUUGCAUUCUCUAUCUGUCCUAUCAGACUAGCUCCUAAAUAGAUUAUUCUGUGUCCAACUGCAUGCUUUUACCCUACAUUGAACAAGAGUAUAUGGGUGAACUUCCAUUUCAUGUAAUCUGCUCCUGCUCAAUGCAGCCUUGAUUUGAAGCACAAGUGAGCCAAAGUUUCACUUCAGGAUCCCCCGGCUCUAUAAUCCCCAAGUUGCCUUGGCAUAUUCCUCGACAUGUAGGUCACCUUAAAAAGCAAGGUGUUCUAUAUGUUGUAAUUUUCACUUCAGAACCCACUGGCUCUUCCAAUCCCCGGUUGUCUUUCUGAUUAUUCCUCUAUAUGUAGGUCACCUUAGACAGCAGAGGUGUUCUAUAUGUUGUAAAUUUUGCUAUGCGGCUCUGAAUUUUGUUGUACUUAUUAUACUGAAGAAUUGAACUCUUUUUAAUAUAAAAAUGUUCAGAGAAUUGCCCAUUU
Molecule: messenger RNA, 2374 nt
Organism: Papaver somniferum (opium poppy)
Lineage: Eukaryota; Viridiplantae; Streptophyta; Magnoliopsida; Ranunculales; Papaveraceae
Product: phosphoglucan phosphatase LSF1, chloroplastic-like
Exons: 10
Coding region: 162-1952 (596 amino acids)
Biological process (GO): protein dephosphorylation; starch catabolic process
Cellular component (GO): starch grain; chloroplast
Molecular function (GO): protein tyrosine/serine/threonine phosphatase activity; carbohydrate phosphatase activity; protein binding
Source: RefSeq, a predicted model, not a curated record